Messenger RNA from Microcebus murinus (gray mouse lemur), 1558 nucleotides. It is a transcript of the gene BOD1, whose product is annotated as biorientation of chromosomes in cell division 1. NCBI's taxonomy places the organism in Eukaryota, Metazoa, Chordata, Mammalia, Primates, Cheirogaleidae. The record is from RefSeq and is a predicted model, not a curated record.
GUUUCUGCCGCCUGUAUCCUCGUCUCGGCUACCUCAGAGCCUGCUUUCUCUGCCGCCGCCACCUCCGCCUCCGCCGCCGCCACCUCCGUCUCCGCCGCCGCCACCUCCGUCUCCGCCGCCAUUGCCUCCUUGGGGUCCUCCGCCUCCUCCUCCGCCCCCUCCUCCCCACCCAGGCCCUCCGUCGCGGAGAAGAAGCCGCGUUCGGUGUCCCUCGCGGGCCCCGGGCGCAGCCAUGGCGGACGGCGGCGGUGGGGGAGCCGGCGCGGUGGGCGGCGGCGGAGCGGGCCAGGCCUCGGCCGGGGCGGCGACUGGCGCGACUGGGGCCGGCGGGAGCGGCGGCCCCAUCAACCCGGCCUCGCUGCCGCCUGGCGAUCCGCAGCUCAUCGCUCUCAUCGUGGAGCAGCUCAAGAGCCGGGGCCUGUUUGACAGCUUCCGCCGGGACUGCCUGGCCGACGUGGACACCAAGCCAGCUUACCAAAACCUGAGGCAGAAAGUGGAUAAUUUUGUGUCAACACAUCUGGACAAGCAGGAAUGGAAUCCUACAAUGAACAAAAACCAGUUGCGAAAUGGUCUGAGGCAGAGUGUGGUUCAGUCAGGCAUGUUGGAAGCUGGAGUAGACAGGAUUAUUUCUCAGGUGGUGGAUCCAAAACUAAACCACAUCUUCAGGCCGCAAAUAGAACGAGCAAUUCAUGAGUUCCUGGCCGCCCAGAAAAAAGCAGCUGUGCCAGCACCCCCUCCAGAGCCUGAAGGCCAGGACGCUGCAGCUCCGUCCCAGGACACUUCCUAAGAAUAUGCCUGACACGUUUUGAAAGUGCCAUUUAAUCAAUGGUGAUGAAGUGGAUUCAUAUACGUAAGAGUACAGCUGCAGAAUGAAGAUAGGUCCAAGGUCAUCAAUGAUGUCAAGAUUUCGGCUUUGACUGUGGGCAGUGUCCAGAUUGACUGAGCAAGUUUGGCAUUGGGGAAGUUGACUGUGUUGCCCUUUCACUGUGCUGCCAUUUGACCAGCCUCUCCAAGGGUGUGAUACCAGUAGACACUACAGAGAGAAACACUACAGCAACCUCUGAGGUUGUCCUGAAACAGACUUUUACAUUUGAACAUGGAGACUGUGCAUGGACUUUAGGGUUUGUGCUCUGGGAUAAACAAGCUAUGGUGAAAGAACAUAAUCAGUCCCAAAGAUAAUUUCAAAGAACAAUGACAGUAGGGUAGCUUGGAGUAGGUAUUUGACAAUGCUUAUUUGAUUUUGUUCUCAGUGUUGCAAACUAUAAUGUACAAGCCACUACCAUCAGAUAGCUUUAAAGUUGUGACCUUCUUGUAUACAAAUCUUCUAGCCAGUUUCCUUUCCCUUAUAAGAGGUGACAAAACUUGGAACCCUAGAAUAUGUGAGGAAGCUCAGACUCUGGGUGUGAGGAAAAACAGUUGCAGGCUCUCUGUCCAGGGCUUCUUCCUGUUCUGCAAGGGCUAGUGAUCUGGGCUGUGUUUACUUUAUUCUUAUGGUGGUGUUUUUUAGAAUGGUCAAUAAAUGGUUUAAGUUUUAUAAUAAAAUCAUUUGGUACACUUA